This is a messenger RNA of Paramecium primaurelia, 1474 nucleotides long. The record is from the annotation of a GenBank genome assembly. NCBI's taxonomy places the organism in Eukaryota, Ciliophora, Oligohymenophorea, Peniculida, Parameciidae.
AUGCCACCUCAGAAUUCGUAACAUAAUCCAUUGUCAAAGAUCAAGUUUAAGAUUAGUAAGAAGGUGGAAUCUCUUUGUCAAUGCAAUUAAAAAAGUUGCUUAAUCUGUGCUCGAAAAAGAUCAUCAUCAAUGUUGAGUAUCAAAAAUUCUUUAGUUGUUGAUGAAAGUUCACCUGUUUCUAAAAGAACAAUUGAUCAGAAGGCAAUUUUAGUAUAAUAAGCUGUCGUCUCAAAAUAAAUAUCAAGACAAUAAUCAAAUCAUGUUAUUCAUCACAGUUAUUAUAGUGGAAAAUAAAUCAAUAAUACUACUUCAACUACAAUGGUUAAUAAUUCUCGGACCAGAAAGACAUCUCUUGAAUCAUCCCCUCCUAAAGAAAAUGGUAAACUUAUUAGAAUUUAAAAUAGUAAUCGGAAGACAUUCUUUCAAAUUUUUAUAUGUAAUUGGAAAAGGUGGGUUUGGAAAAGUUUGGAGAGUAGAAAUGAAAGCCAACCGUUAAGAAUAUGCACUUAAAGAAAUGCUAAAAUCUAAGUAUCCUUCUUAUUUUAAUGAUUAUUAGAAUCAUCUCAAAAAGGUCUGUUAAUUCUGUGAUGAAUGAAAAGUAUUUACUCGAACAUCUCAAACAUCCUUUUCUAGUCAAUAUGCAUUAUGCAUAUUAAGAUAGAGAAAACUUAUAUCUAGUAUUGGAUUUAUUAAGAGGAGGAGAUCUAAGAUAUCAUAUUGGUAGAAAUACUAGAUUCUCUGAAGAAUAAACAAGUAUUCAUUAUUUUUAUUAAAAGAGUUUUUUGUAUGUUGUAUUUUAUUGGCUCUCUAAUAUUUACAUUAAAAUGGUAUAAUACAUAGAGAUGUAAAGCCUGAAAAUCUUGUUUUUGAUAAAGAUGGAUUCUUAAGAUUAACUGAUUUAGGAGUUGCUAGAUUAAAUAAGGAUUCUUCUGCUACUGAUACCUCAGGAACUCCAGGAUAUAUGGCUCCUGAAGUUAUGUGUAGACUUGAUCAUUCCUUUCCUGUUGAUUAUUAUGCACUCGGAGUAAUUGCCUAUGAGUUAUUGCUUGGCAAAAGACCAUAUAAUGGCAAAAAUAGAUAAGAAAUUAGAGAUUAAAUUUUAGCUAAAUAAGUUUAAAUUAAAGAUGAAAGAUUUUCUCAUAAAGCAUAAGACUUUAUAAAUAGAGUAACCUUUUUUUUAUAAUUAUAUAGUUACUGAUUAGAAAGCCCUAAUAAAGAUUAGGCCAUAAUGGAAUUGAAGAAAUAUUUGAACACUAGUGGCUGAAAGGAUAUCCUUGGGGCAAGUUGAUCAACAAAGAAAUCAAAUCAUAAUACAUUCCUGGAGUAUAAUUUUUGUGUUAUUUCUCAGAGUAUAGAUGGAAAUUUCGAUUUUCAAAGUUAGAUCUCUGCUGAUAGUGAACCAUAAGAAGAUGCAGCUUCUCUUAUCAGAAGAAAAAGUGUUUAAUGCUUAUUUGAGGGAUACAAAUUUCAAUGA